Messenger RNA from Olea europaea var. sylvestris, 3163 nucleotides. Its product is annotated as G-type lectin S-receptor-like serine/threonine-protein kinase At5g24080. The record is from RefSeq and is a predicted model, not a curated record. Bases 373 to 2937 code for a protein of 854 amino acids. The transcript has 5 exons. Gene Ontology annotation, molecular function: protein serine/threonine kinase activity; ATP binding. Lineage: Eukaryota; Viridiplantae; Streptophyta; Magnoliopsida; Lamiales; Oleaceae. Gene Ontology annotation, biological process: recognition of pollen; protein phosphorylation.
UUGUUCUAUGGUGCAAAUCCUCAAGGAAGAAGCAGACUGGCGGCGUUCUAACAGCCCUAAAAUUCGGAGUAGAGAAGUAACCCAAAUUCUAGUGUGAAAAUUAGAACAAUGAUUGAAUCAGACAUUUUUGGGCCAAAAGAUUUGUUGAAUUUUGUACAAACAUGUGCCAUCAAUGCAUUAAUCUCUUGCAGCCGACCACUGCAUGGGUUUCGAUUUUUUUCAACAUUGUAGCUCACCCACUGAUACACGUGUUGGCUUAAACCCGCCUUUAAUCUCCACACAACUCUCCUUCCUUUUCAAUUUCUUGAAUCCAACCCCUUUCGAUUUCACAUAAAUAAGCCAUCAACCCUCAUCCCAAAUGACAUAUUCACAAUGGGUUUUGUUCUAUACUCCGUUUGGGCAUUGUUUUUCCUUAUUUUUUCAGAAAUUUUUGGUUCCUCCUUGGCCGGAAGAAUUCGAUUGGGUUCGAGGUUGUUGGCUAGUGAGAAUAACGAAGCAUGGGUUUCUGAUAAUGGAACAUUUGCAUUUGGCUUCAGCCCUAUUGAUGCAAAAUCUGAUCAAUUUCAAUUGGGAAUAUGGUUUGUUCAACUUCCCGGAGAUCGAACCCUUGUCUGGUCGGCUGAGAUAAAUUCUCCAGUCAGCAAAAAUGCAAUCUUGGAGUUCGAAACCAGCGGAAGUCUCGUGCUUGUUGAUAGAGACACAACUGUCUGGACAUCAAAUACGUCGAACUCAGGUGUAGAAACAGCUGUCAUGUCGGAAAACGGCAACUUUAUUCUAUAUGGCACUGAUCAACGCAUUGCAUGGGAAAGCUUUUCGCAUCCAUCAGAUACUCUCCUACCCGGACAACCUUUGACAGUUUCUCUGGAGCUCAAAUCUUCGGAACCGCCUUCACAUGGUGGUUACUAUGCACUGAAAAUGUUACAGCAGCGCACUUCACUAAGUCUUGCACUGACCUACAAUUUGCCAGAGUCCUACAAUACAUCACCUGAUUCUUAUACGAACUUAUCCUACUGGUCGGGACCUGAGAUAUCAAACUUUACUGGGGAUGUUAUAGCAGUUUUGGAUGAAGAAGGAAGUUUCGGAAUUAUUUAUAGCUCUUCAUUGGAUGGAGAGGUGUACGUGUACAAGAAUGAUAAUGAUAACGGAGGAUUAUCCUCGGCAACAAGUCAAUCAGGACGGCCAUCAGUUCUUCGAAGGUUAGCCCUUGAGGCUAAUGGAAAUUUACGUUUGUAUAGAUGGGACAAUGAUGUUAAUGGAUCACGCCAGUGGGUUCCCGAGUGGGCAGCUGUUUCUAAACCGUGUGAUAUUGCUGGUAUUUGCGGAAAUGGGAUAUGCAAUCUCGAUCGAAGCAAGACCAAUGCAUCUUGCACGUGCUUGCCGGGAACAUCAAAGCGUGGAAAUGAUGGCGAGUGCUUGGGAAAUUCAUCUGUGUCUGGGAAAUGUGGUCAACAUCAUGAAAAUUUAACAUCCCAGUUUAAGAUUGAAGCAAUUCAACAAACCAAUUACUACUUUGCAGAAUCAUCGGUAAUUGCGAAUUAUAGCGAUAUAGAGACUGUGUCUAAAUGCGGGGAUGCCUGCUUAUCAGACUGCGAAUGUGUCGCUUCAAUCUAUGGCCUUAAUGAGGAAGAGGCAUAUUGCUGGGUUUUGAGGAGUUUAGAGUAUGGAGGGUACGAGGAUGCGGGCUCAACUUUAUUUGUGAAGGUAGAAUCGAAUGGCUCUUCGACUAUGAAGGAUGAUACAAGAUCAGUGAUUGAACGGAAAAAGGUUUUGGUGGUUCCUAUUGUUUUAAGCAUGUUAUUUCUGAUAGGCCUCCUCUGCUGCUUAUUAUAUAUCUAUGUUCACAAAAGGAGAUCCUUGAAAAGAACCCUUGAGAAUUCCUUAAUUAUAUCAGGAGCUCCAAUUAGUUUCAGCUACCGGGAUUUACAGUAUAGGACUAGUAACUUUUCCCACAUAUUAGGAACAGGUGGAUUUGGCAGUGUAUACAAAGGAAGCCUAGGUGAUGCAACCUUAAUUGCAGUAAAGAAACUUGACAGGAUUUUACCCCAUGGGGAGAAGGAAUUUAUUACUGAGGUGAACACAAUUGGCUCAAUGCAUCACCUGAACUUGGUUCGGCUAUGUGGAUACUGUUCAGAGGGCUCACAACGGCUCCUCGUUUAUGAGUUCAUGAAGAAUGGGUCGUUGGACAAAUGGAUAUUUCCUUCACAUAAUUCUCGAGAAAGACUACUGGAUUGGCCAACCCGUUUCCUUGUUGCUCUUGGCACAGCACAAGGGAUAGCAUAUUUUCACGAGCAAUGUCGUGACAGGAUUAUACAUUGUGACAUCAAACCGGAAAAUAUUCUUUUGGACGAGAAUUUCUGCCCAAAAGUAUCAGAUUUUGGACUAGCUAAAAUGAUGGGACGAGAGCACUCUCAUGUUGUGACAAUGGUACGAGGGACGAGAGGUUACUUAGCCCCAGAAUGGGUCAGCAACCGCCCGAUUACAGUAAAAGCUGAUGUUUACAGCUAUGGGAUGCUUCUUCUUGAGAUAAUUGGUGGCCGGAGAAAUCUAGAUAUGACAUAUGAUGCAGAGAGCUUUUUUUAUCCUGGAUGGGCAUUCAAGGAGUUGGCAAAUGGAGCACCAACAAAAGCUGCAGAUAGACGUCUCGAAGGAGCAGUCAACGAAGAAGAACUCAUAAGAGCUUUAAAAACUGCCUUUUGGUGCAUUCAAGACGAGAUUUCCAUGAGGCCAACAAUGGGAGAUGUCGUGAAGAUGUUAGAAGGAUCGUUUGACAUUAAUAUGCCAUCGAUGCCACAGACGGUUCUCGAGUUAAUUGAAGAAGGCCUAGACCAUGUCUACAAAGCCAUGAAGAGAGAUUUCAAUCAAUUCAGCUCCUUCACCAUCACCACUCAUCCAUCAUCUCUUGCAACAUGUAGUUAUUCAACAAUGUCACCAAGAUAAUUUGCCAAUUAGGAAAAAGAUUUGAGAUUAGAAAAUUUGUAUUUUUAUUUGUAUUUUUUCAUGUUCUAAGUAGCUGUCCUGAGAGAAGGAAAUUUGAUUUGAUUUGAUUUUGACUCCAUAUAUUUAGUCUCAUGCAGGUGAAUGUAAAUUUUAUUAUGUCAAUGGCAGUUGGACCUCAUGCAAUUAUUGAACUAUUUCAUCUAAAGACAUGAAAAUGUUAUCAGAA